AUGAUCCCGGGCGGCUCCGUAGACUGCGCCCACACCCUCGAGGUGGCCGAAGACUACUACGGCAAGGGCGACCGUCGGACAGCGCGCGAGCUGCUGCAGUCUAUCGUCACGACCGACGUCGCGGUGGAUGACGGAGACUCGAUCCGUGCCAAGGAGCAGGCGGUCUACCGCCUGGCGGAGCUCCUGACAGUCACCAAAGACGGUGAGGCCGCCAUCCAGCUGCUGUCGGAUGUGCGGCCGUUCUUCCAGGUGCUGCCAAAGGCGAAGACGACAAAGAUGGUGCGGAAGUUAUUCGAGCACAUUGUGCAGUGCGGCGUGCCGCUGAAGCAGCAGGAGGCGAUAUGCCUGGAAACGGUGGACUGGGCCCGCAAGGAGCGCCGCACCUUCCUGCGUCACCGCCUGCAGCUCCGCUACGUGGAGAUUCUCUUCGCUGAGAACCGUAAGAACGACGCUCUGGCGUCGCUGAGCGCGCUGCUCAAGGAGGUGCGCCGCCUGGACGACCGUACGCUGCUGCUCGACAUCUACCUCCUGGAGAGCAAGCUCUACUACGCCGUCAUGGAUAUUCAGAAGGCGAGGGCGGCGCUCGUCUCGGCACGCACAACGGCGAACAGCAUCUACUGCCCGCCCCUCUCGCAGGCGGAGAUCGACCUCCAGUCCGGCGUUCUGCACGCAGACGAGAAAGACAACAAGACCGCGUACUCUUACCUAUACGAGGCCUUUGAGGGGUUCCACCAGCUUGGCGACCAGGCCCGGCAGGCGCGCCGCUCGCUUCGCUACAUGAUCCUGUCGAAGAUCUCUACAGACAGCCCUGACGAGCUUGCGACGCUGCUCUCGUCCAAGAGCGUGCUGGAGUACAAGGGUGCCGACGUGGACGCGUUGCGCGGUAUCGCCGACGCCUACAACAAGCAGGACACGCAUCUCUUCAACAACAUUCUGGCCAAGUGCCGCACCGAGGCAGAGGAGUCCGGCGCCGGUGGCGGCAGCGACACGAACCUCCUCGCCGAUGAGGUGGUGCGUCGGCAGGUGAACGACAUGUACAACACGCUGCUGGAGCGUCAUAUAUUGAAGGUGGUGUCGCCGUACAACCGCGUGCAGAUCGCCUACGUGAGCAGCCUGCUGAAGCUGGAUGCCAUGGUUGUAGAGCAGAAGCUGUCGCAGCUCAUUCUUGAUCGCAAGCUGCGCGGCAUCGUUGAUCAGCAGCAUCGCUGCCUCAUUCUCUUCGACGACGAGGCAGCUGAGGCGUCCAAGCCAGACAAGGAUGGCGGAGAGGACUUCUACGACAACGCUGCGGACGCCGCCGCCGCGGCGGACCAGGCGCCGACAACGCUCUACCAGGACGCGCUCACGGCACUGGAGUGCUACAACACGCUCGUCACGGCGCUCUUCGACAAAAUCAACGGAAAGUUCGACGCGCUCGUCGAGGAGAACAUCGCGAAGCACAGGGGCGCCAAAGCAAAGGAAAACGAGGACGAGGCAAACCGCAAGAACAAGCGAGGCGGCAUCAGCAGCACCAAAGACGCAGCCGCCGACCGGGGCGGGAAGAACGACAAGUCUGACAGUGGCAACAAGCCGACAAGGCCUGGAGACAAGCGCAGGUGA
This is a messenger RNA of Leishmania braziliensis MHOM/BR/75/M2904, 1599 nucleotides long. Its product is annotated as putative proteasome regulatory non-ATPase subunit 6. The transcript has a single exon. The coding region runs from base 1 to 1599 and encodes 532 amino acids. The record is from RefSeq and is a predicted model, not a curated record. NCBI's taxonomy places the organism in Eukaryota, Euglenozoa, Kinetoplastea, Trypanosomatida, Trypanosomatidae. Gene Ontology annotation, cellular component: proteasome regulatory particle, lid subcomplex. Gene Ontology annotation, biological process: ubiquitin-dependent protein catabolic process. Gene Ontology annotation, molecular function: structural molecule activity.